Messenger RNA from Colletotrichum acutatum, 1078 nucleotides. Its product is annotated as short-chain dehydrogenase. Lineage: Eukaryota; Fungi; Ascomycota; Sordariomycetes; Glomerellales; Glomerellaceae. Bases 195 to 983 code for a protein of 262 amino acids. The record is from RefSeq and is a predicted model, not a curated record. The transcript is spliced from 3 exons.
GGGGUCAUUCUGCUCACCGAGCCUACACCGGCUGCCGAGGCUUGACUUUGUCCCUCACCGGACUACCGAGCUUUAGUGGAGCACCCGCUGUAAGCUCUCACAUCGACACCGUCCUAUUUGACCUCCUUUGACAUCCAUCCCUCAACUGCAACGCAUGUGAUUUGGUUUAUACUUCUUCAAAGACAAACAUCAUCAUGAAGAUCUCAGGCCAUACUUUCAUCAUCUCUGGCGGCGCCUCUGGUCUGGGACAGGCCUGCGUGGAGGACAUAUGCAACAAUGGAGGUAACGUCGCUAUUCUGGACAUGAAUGAGGAUAGCGGCAAUGAGCUGGUGUCCAAGCUGGGCUCAUCUGCAAAGUUCUUUGUUUGCGAUGUCCUGGACACCAAGAGCAUCGAAGCCGCCGUCCAGGGAACCGCCGCCUGGGUGAAGGAAUCCGGAAAGCCUGUAGGCGGCGUCAUCCCAGCAGCCGGUGUUGGAAACCCGUCAUCUAUUCUCGACCGCCAUGGCGAGCCAUUCGGCCUGGACGCUUGGGAUUUCGUCCUCAACAUCAACCUGCGCGGCACCAUCGAUCUAACCCGCCAAGCACUCGCUCUCAUGGCAAAAAACGAACCCUCUAAGCCCGACGGCGAGCGCGGCAUCGUCAUCAUGGUCGCGUCUUCUGCUGCCUUUGAUGGCCAAAAGGGCCAGGUUGCCUAUGCCGCGAGUAAAGGUGCCGUCGCGGCCAUGACGCUUCCCAUGACCCGUGAUCUUGCCCGCUUCGGCAUCCGCGUUGUCACCAUCGCCCCAAGUCUAUUCGAGUCACGGAUGACUUCCAUGAUGUCCGACAAGGUCCGCGCCAGUCUCGAGCGUUCUAUGGAGUUUCCCGUACGUGCGGGUAAACCUGAGGAAUUCGCGGCACUAGCCCGGCAUGCUAUUGAGAAUGUCAUGCUUAACGGAACGGUGUUGAGGUUGGAUGGUGGCAUGCGGAUGCCGAGUAAGAUGUAGUCGAGUGCCAUUUAAUCAAGACAACCGUACAUGUUCGUGCACAACAUGACAGUUGGUGAACAUCACUUUGAAGUCGGCUCACUACCUUGUCUACU